Molecule: messenger RNA, 788 nt
Organism: Phlebotomus papatasi
Lineage: Eukaryota; Metazoa; Arthropoda; Insecta; Diptera; Psychodidae
Gene: Mlc-c
Product: myosin-2 essential light chain
Exons: 3
Coding region: 148-591 (147 amino acids)
Cellular component (GO): myosin II complex
Molecular function (GO): calcium ion binding; myosin heavy chain binding
Source: RefSeq, a predicted model, not a curated record
CACCGACAUCGCGGACUUCGGCAUUGGAAGUCUUACGCAGUAUCCGCUCAGUUUGGCUAAAGGGAUUGUAUCUGACAGCGCCCCCAAAAAUCGCAUUCCGUGAAUAAACAAGUAAAACUCAUCAAUUUCGACGAAUUUUCCGUGAAAAUGGCGAAUUACUCAGAAGAUCAGCUGGCAGAAUUCCUGGAGGCUUUCAAUUUGUUUGACAAUCGCGGAGACGGGAAGAUUCAACUGAAUCAGGUGGGGGAGUGUUUGAGGGCACUGGGGCAGAAUCCUACGGAGUCUGAUGUGAAGAAGUGCACGCAUCAGUUGAAGCCGGAUGAGAGGAUCUCCUUUGAGGUCUUCCUGCCGAUCUAUCAGGCAAUCUCCAAGGCGCGUUCCGUCGAUACGGCCGAUGAUUUCAUCGAAGGCCUGAGGCACUUUGACAAGGAUGCCUCGGGCUUCAUUUCAACGGCUGAACUUCGGCAUCUGCUCACCACGUUGGGCGAGAAGCUCACGGAUGACGAAGUGGAGCAAUUGCUGAGCAAUCAGGAAGAUUCCCAGGGCAAUGUCAACUAUGAGGAAUUUGUCCGAAUGGUCAUGAGUGGUUAGAAAAAAGGAAAACAUUCUUCCAGCAAUUUCCAGAUUAGCAUUUUCAUGCAUUUCUUUCCCUCCCUGAAUUUUUUCUUUUUUAAUAAAAUCACAAGUCCCAAAAUUUUUCUCCCUCUCACUUCCAAAUUCGAAACAAGGACAAGUAUUAACUUCUUUAUAAUUAUCAAAUUGUGAAUAUAUUGAUAAUUUUUAUCCAA